Messenger RNA from Oppia nitens, 1079 nucleotides. Its product is annotated as calmodulin-lysine N-methyltransferase-like. Bases 111 to 1079 code for a protein of 322 amino acids. Gene Ontology annotation, cellular component: cytoplasm. The transcript has 2 exons. NCBI's taxonomy places the organism in Eukaryota, Metazoa, Arthropoda, Arachnida, Sarcoptiformes, Oppiidae. The record is from RefSeq and is a predicted model, not a curated record. Gene Ontology annotation, molecular function: calmodulin-lysine N-methyltransferase activity.
AAUUAAUUAAAAUUUUUUAAAAAAAAUUGAUGGCCAGUUAUAAUGAGUUUUAACAGAUUUUAAUGACUACCGGAGAGACCAAACGACACCAUUGACCGACCGGACCACAAAUGGCCACAAAUAAUCGGUCAUCAGUUGUGACCACCAAAUGUCGGAAUCAGUCGUCCACAGCAAGACUUCGGUGGAAAAUGUUGUCCAAAGCAUUGAACGAGUCAUCGGAUGUCGACCAAAGGCCACCCGAUUUCUCUGUACGUCGGUUUGAGUCUUUCGGUUGCAUUAAAUUAACAAAUGUUUUGACAACCGAUGAAAAUGAGUUAAUUACCGAUGAAAGCAAUGAACUUCUCGAAGGAAAGUGGUUUGAGUGUCGAUUUUGGGACAAUUGUCUCAACAAAUUUGGCGAUCCGUUCGCCGAAAUCAAAAUAUUGAACGCAAAGAUACCGAUUCACGAAUUAUUAAACUCGUUGGACAACACGGGAAACGUGUGUUUGUGGCCAUCGGAAGAGGUUCUCGCGUAUUAUAUCUUUAAGAAUCAGUCAUUAUUUGCCAACCGAACUGUCCUCGAAUUGGGCGCCGGAAUGACUGGUCUGUCAGGUUUAGUGACCGCUGUGUUCACGUCUGCCAAAGAGGUGAUCGUCACGGAUGGCAAUCAACGGUGCGUUGAAAAUGUUAAGUCAAUUAUUCACCGAAAUAGACAUAGAUUUCGAUCAGUUGUCAGCACUCGACUACUUAUAUGGRGUGAAGAGUCACAUAUGGAUGACAUUUGUGGCAAAGUUGAUGUCAUUAUAUGUUCAGAUUGUCUUUAUUUCGAUACUAGUCGUCACUUAUUGGUUCAGACUAUACAUAAACUGCUCAAUAGUACCGGUAUUGCCAUAGUAUUGGCCCCAAAACGGGGCACAAGUUUUGGCAAAUUCAUUGAAUUAUGCGAUAAUUUAUUUGAAUUAUCAAUCAUUGAUAACUAUGACCAACAUAUUAGUGAAUUGCACCAUAAGUUUGUUGUGUCCGCCGAUUAUAACUUUUAUGACACUGAUCUUCACUAUCCAGUAAUGAUUGAAUUGAAAACUAGUAAACAAAUUGUUUGA